Patella vulgata (common limpet) is the source of this 2037-nucleotide messenger RNA. RefSeq lists its product as uncharacterized. Bases 377 to 1414 code for a protein of 345 amino acids. The transcript has 2 exons. The record is from RefSeq and is a predicted model, not a curated record. NCBI's taxonomy places the organism in Eukaryota, Metazoa, Mollusca, Gastropoda, Patellidae.
UUAGUUGCUAUGUUUUGUAUUUGACGGUAAGGUAAAUCCUAGAGAAUGUCAAUUAUAGUGUGAACAAUAUUUGUACAUGUGUGGUGUAUAAGAAGUUAUAAGAUGUUAACCAAUAUUUAAAGCUUCCAUUUCGUUAUGUUGUGCAUGAUAAUAAAGUGAAAGUAAUAAAGGAUAUUUAAUAAUUGAAAACACGGUGACGGCAAUAGUCUUUGAUCAAUAUUUCUUAGAUCUCCAAAUUUAACAGUGUUCAGGUUGUGUGGACAGAGAUAAACUUUGAAAAUGUAAACUACCUAUUCGGCAUUCGCUAUGGACCAAACUAGCUCGUUUUAAUUCAUUCGUUUCAUCGCAAAUACGUAUUGAGUAGAAAUCAACCAGGAUGUCUUUAUUAUUUAUUAAAACCAAAGACUUGACAUGGCAGGAUCAUACAUUAAACAUAGAAGCUAUGUUGGCACCUACCAGAUCCCAACUGCUGGUCAACAAACAUAAAUCUUACGGUGCAAGAGCUACCACGGAUAAAGACCUCUACGAAAAACAGAAAGUCACCAGACUAAAAGAUUACGUCAUAGAAAAAAGAAUGAUGGAGAGACGAAAACAAAGAAUAAACAAAAGACAGAGAGAAAUAUACAUGGAUAGAUCACAUUCUAUGUUAUCUUCCGGGAAUCGUGAUGAUGACGACGUGGAAACUAAAUCCAAUCUCUCUGAUUCUCAGUUACUCAAGAUAAAAUCAUCUGCAUGUUCCAUGCGUUCGAAGACUUCCUCGGUUGCAUCCAAGUCACCAACUUAUCAUCCUCGACUGCCAACUCAACCUAGAUGCUCAUCUCUACAAGCUUUAAAUACUGAGAACAUGGAGAUAACGUGCGAGGAUAUCGAUAAGGGUGUAUUUAUAACCGAAUUCAUACGCAAUGAUUCCAAGUUACCAACGGUUCCAAAAAGUGCACAAGAAAUACGAGAUCAGCGAAAUGUCUCCUUUGCUUCUAUUCGAGAUGAUCAUCAUUAUGGUAAAAGCAAAUAUUUUAACAGCAAUGGUCGAAUAAAACCACUUCAAGCUCGCAUUGAAGAAUUUUUAGUUGACCAAAAAAAUUUCAAUGAAGAUCCAAAACAGAAAAGUCCGAUCAGUGUUUGGGAUAAAAUUGGUAGAAAUAAAAAUAAACAGCUAGUAGCCAACAAGUUGUCUAGUCUAACCUUGGAUAAAACAACACUCGAGGGCGCGUUCGAUCAUUUCUGUGAAGAAAAUUCUAAAGAAAAUUUUCAUAAAAUGGUGAAAAUGGCAACAAAAUUAAAGGCUAGGGUGGCAAUCGCCAGGAACCAGUCAUGGGUUCCAUCCAUGUCAGCAAUCAAGUUCAGUAAAACGUUCUUGAGUGUUCUAGAGAAAAAACGCCACAGUGAACGGGACUUAAACCUAGUUCCUAUAUGAAUAGUUCUAAAGUUAGUAAAAAUUACCUAGAUAUAUUAUGUGAUCUAAAUAGUUUUACACAUUUUAAUUCACAAAAGGGUCUUCUCAAAAUCUGUAGACAUAAUAUCCAAUGACAAAAUCAAUUCCUAUUGGUUAUUAACUGUAUCAGCAUGCAUUUAGCUGAACUUUAGUCUGAUUCUGCAUCAGAUUUAACGUGUAUUUCCAUUCUUUAUCAUAAGGUUCAAAUUCAUUAUUUUUAAUUUGCUUAAAUUUGUAACAGAGGGGAUGAAUGUAAUUAUCACCAGGAAUUAAUGACUUCAAGAAGCGAAAGUAAUAAUAAUAACAAUCAAAGAAGACAAUAAUAACAACACCAUCUGUACCCAACCGGUUGUUCUUGCAGGGUUUCGAGUUUCGUAAAUAUGCAAGAGUAUACCGAAAAAGGAAAGAUUUACCCUAUUUACAAGUGUUUAGUUUUAAAGCAAACACACGUUAGAUCUUCACAUUAAUCUCAAAUGUCAAGUUCGCCUAAUUUUAAAGUAAAGAUUGUCAUUUUUAUGAAAGGACUGUGCAAUUAGCAGAAACCAAUGUAAAUUUUGUUUUGUUUGGUUAGAAGUGAUAAUGAUGGAUUACAAUAAUUUUUGGAA